UGAGUAGUACUUCGCUGACCACUGAGAACAUCAUGAGCUCAAGCUGUUGGAAUGAGAACAGCAGCAGCAGCUGUGGGAUUCAGCAGCCCCCAGAGGUGCCGCAGUGCCAAACCCAGCAUUACCACUGCCACCAUCAGUCAAGCCAAACCCAGCACCUUCCAGAAAAAAAUGUAGUGUAUGAAAGAGUGAGAACCUACAGUGGGCCCAUGAACAAGGUGGUUCAGGCCUUGGACUCCAUCAACUCACAGGAAGUGCUCUCCCCUCUCAAAACUGCCUCCUCCUACCAAAAUUUGGUUUGGAGCAACCAUUCUCAGAAACUCCAUUCUCCAACUCUGAAAAUAGCUACUUGUCCCCCAAGCAGUAUACAUAGAACCCAAAAUACAGAACAGGAACUCCAUUCUCCAACAGUGAAAGUCACUGCAUAUCCACAGACUACUAUUAGGAGAUACAUAGUACAAAAUCCUGAACAGGAACCACUUUCUCCAUUCCUAAAAGGAGGCCAUUUAUUCCCAGGAAACAAUGUUAUUUAUGAAAAAACAAUAAGAAAAGUAAAGAAGCUAAAUAUGGAUCAGGAGUGCUAUCCACAGGUUCAAUGCCAUCAUCACAUUGUCCAACAGCCCCAGAUCAUCCACUCUCCACAGUGCCAACAAUCCCAUUCUAGCCAACAAAUCCAAAUCAUCACGGGAACUGAUUCAAUUUCUACAAACACUGGAAAUGAGUUGUACCAUGGUGGAUUAAGCCAUAUACGUGACCAGGUGAUAACUGAAGAUGAUUGCCCUGCAAAAUUGGACCCCAAAUAUUUUGGAGAGUUACUUGCUGAUCUAAGCCGUAAAAAUACAGAUCUAUAUCACUGCUUAUUAGAACAUUUGCAGAGAAUUGGAGGAAGCAAAGAGGACUUUGAGUCUACAGAUGAGUCAGAAGACAUUGAAUCCUUGAUUCCCAGAGGAUUGUCAGAGUGUACAAAACAGCAAAUUUGCUAUAUUCUGCAGAUGAGGGGUAUGUCUGAUAAAUCACUCCGGCUAGUGCUGUCCACCUUCAGCAACAUACGGGAAGAGCUUGGACAUCUUCAAAAUGACUUGACAGCACUGGAAAAUGACAAGAUAAGACUUGAGAAAGACUUGGCAUUCAAAGAAACUCAAAUAAAAGAGUAUGAAGAACUCUUGGCAUCAGUGAGAGCAAAUAAUCGCCAGCAGCAGCAAGGACUUCAAGAUUCAACCUCAAAAUGCCAAGCAUUGGAAGAAAACAAUCUCUCUCUUCGACAUACAUUAUCAGACAUGGAAUAUAAACUAAAAGAACUGGACUACUGUAAGCGUAAUUUAGAGCAAGAGAAUAAAAAUCUCAGAAUACAGGUUUCUGAGACUUGCAUAGGCCUGAUGCUGCAGGUGAAAAUGGAUGAGAUUGGCAAUCAUUAUAUGGAGAUGGUAAAAAACUUACGAAUGGAGAAAGAUAGAGAGAUCUGCAAGUUAAGGACUCAAUUAAAUCAGUACCAAAAAGAUGUUUCAAGAAGAGAAGGAACUUGCAGUGACUUCCAAUUCAAGCUUCAUGAACUGACAAGCUUGCUGGAAGAGAAGGACUCCCUUAUAAAACGUCAGUCAGAGGAACUCUCAAAAUUGAGACAAGAAAUGCAUUCAUCUCAUAACCAACCCUCCAGUGGUGGAAAGACUACUAUUAUCAAAAAAAAAUACAGGACACAAUAUCCAAUCCUAGGACUCCUUUAUGAUGACUAUGAAUAUAUACCACCAGGUAGUGACACACAGACUAUUGUGAUUGAGAAAACAGAAGACAAAUGGGCUUGUGUAAGUUCACUUGGGUAUUUAUAGUCAUAUUAGUUGUAGAAAUUUAUAUAUAUCCUAAAUAUAACAAAUAGCCUUCAAAAAUUGUGGUAAAAUACCAAAGCAAACUAAAAUAUUCCAGUUUGAUUUUCUCUUAAAGACUUUUCCAUGUUUUCCUUACUGAUAAAUAAUGUGAAUUAAGAAACUUUGGGAUGAUUCAUACAUG
Panthera uncia (snow leopard) is the source of this 1998-nucleotide messenger RNA. It is a transcript of the gene POF1B, whose product is annotated as POF1B actin binding protein. Gene Ontology annotation, molecular function: actin filament binding. Gene Ontology annotation, cellular component: actin filament; adherens junction; bicellular tight junction. The transcript has 15 exons. Bases 33 to 1820 code for a protein of 595 amino acids. The record is from RefSeq and is a predicted model, not a curated record. NCBI's taxonomy places the organism in Eukaryota, Metazoa, Chordata, Mammalia, Carnivora, Felidae. Gene Ontology annotation, biological process: actin filament organization; epithelial cell morphogenesis; bicellular tight junction assembly.